Molecule: messenger RNA, 2580 nt
Organism: Closterium sp. Naga37s-1
Lineage: Eukaryota; Viridiplantae; Streptophyta; Zygnematophyceae; Desmidiales; Closteriaceae
Source: the annotation of a GenBank genome assembly
AUGCGCAACGUAGUUGGCAGACUAGACAAUCGUCUCUUCGCCGUCACUCGACUAGUCGGUUCUUUUGCGUCCUCCGCGCUCCGCAUGCCUCCCUCUCAGCCCCCCCCCGUGUCGACUGGCGGGCGCCCUCCCCCACCACGGAGGGCGGGCGCGCAUGGGGGGAACGGCGGAGCGACGAAGAAGCGCGGGAGGGAGAACGAGACGGGGACGGGGAAGGAGGCGGGAGGCGGGGAUGCGGCGCGAAUUUACGCGGAAGUGAACAGUGGCGCGCAGCAGGACGUCAUGCGCGCAGUGUGCCCCGCCGAUAUCGCGGUGGCACCCGCGCGAGGCAGCGGCGGCGGCGCAUCGAGCGAUCCGCUGGCGGGCGUGGAGGCGCGCAUCGCGGCGCUUCUCGCGUCGGGCGGGCGAAGAGCGGGCGGCGGAAGCAGCAGCUACAGUGUUCCGCGCAUGGAGGUGCUGCUGGAGGUGCCGGGGGGGAAGAAGCGCGCGGGGAAGGACGUGGUGAGGCGCGGGGGGAGUGUGGCGGAGGCAGGCGGGCGGGAAGCGGGGAAGCGGAGCAGGCAGCGGAGCAGAGCGGGGGGAGUGGAGCGGCUGGUGUGGGAGCUCAAGGCGCGGCCUCACCUGUGCAGGUGGGGGGGAGAAGGUGGAGACAGCAGGGUCGGGAGGGUGGAGGAAGGGAUGGAGAAGGGCGGCGUUGCCAUUUUCACCCGCAUGGCACCCCUGGCGGCAGCAUGGAGCGACUAUGCUGCUGCGCUCUGCCGCUCUGCUGCUGCGCACCCACCAGCGCCCGCCACACCUGCUGCCUCCGCGUCUGAGAUCUUCUUCUCUUCACCCCUCUGUUCAAUCCCCCCAUGUCCUCCCAUUCAAUCCCCCCCAUAUCCGCGCUGUCCCAGGCGCAUGGGUGCAUGGGUGGCAGCGAUGGACCUCCAUGGCGCCAUGCUCACAGUGACACGUGCAGCCUCCUCGGGCCAUGUGGGGGUGGGCGGCAUGGUGCUGGCGGAGUCCACGUCAGCAUUCCACCUCAUUACACGGGAUGACCGCCUCAAAGUCAUCCCAAAGCAGGGCUCUGAGUUUCGUCUGCACCUGCCGCCUCUGCUACUGCAGUCAGCGCCGCCAAAGCAAGCAGUGGGGGCAUCCCCACCACAAGUACCACAGCGCGUGGUCACUUUGCAGGGAGACCUCAUGCGCACGCGCCCUCGCAUGCGCUAUGGGGACGCUCUCCGGCCAGCAGCAGUCUCAAAGAGGCUGCGCUCCGCUCUGCCAUGCCCUGCAACCUUGGUGCCUUCCCCCCUCUGUGCGCGCCCACUCCUUGCCCCUCGAUCCCCCCCACCCUCCCCUCUCUCUUCCUUAGUUCACCCCUCCAACUCCCCUCACUCACCCCUCUCACUCCCCUCACUCACCUCUCUCUAUCCCCUCAAUCCCCCCUCCCUCCCCCCCCCGCUAGGCGGCAUGUCGGUGGCGGCGGUGUUUGUGAACAAGGCGAUAUUCCGCGUGUACCGCUUCACCUUCCCCUACACGCUCGUCUUCUUCCAGACGCUCUUCACGCUCACGCUCCUCGCCGCCAUGCGCCUCUCCCGCGCCAUUCGCCUCGCCCCCUUCCGCCUCUCCGUCCUGCGCCGGGUACGCCCCUCCCUUGCCCCUUGCCCACAGGCGGCUCACGGGCAUGGGGCGGGUGCUCGGGGUUCUGGGCAACAGAGGGAGCAGAGGGGAGCAGAGGGGAGGGGGGAGUGGAGCGAAGGGCGGGCGGAAGUGGCGCUGCUGUCGUUCGCCUUUCUACUGAAGCUGCUCCUGGACAUGGCAGCCCUGUCCCGGGUGAACAUCCCGAUGUACGGGGUGCUCAAGUCCGCCACCACGCCCUUCGUGCUGCUGCUCGACUACCUGCUGCGCGCCAAGCGCGCCUCGCUGCGCGUGCAGCUCUCCGUCUACAUGACCGCGCUGGGGGGCGUCAUAGCGGGCACGGGCGACCUCACCUUCGACCUGCCGGGGUACGUGCUGGCGCUGUCGUCCGCACUGGCAACAGCGGCGUACGUGGUGAUAGUGGGGAAGCUGGGCGAGGAGUUGCAGCUGGACUCGUUCACGCUGCUGCUGUACAACAACUGCUGGUCGCUGCCCUUCUCCUUCCUGCUCCUCGCCCUCAACGGCGAGCUGCCCGCCGUGCAGCGAGUGCUGCAGUCACGAGACGCCAUGUUCCUCACGUGCUUCGUGCUGUCGUGCGCGUCUGCGUUUGUCCUCAACCUCGCCACCUACCUCUGCACGCUCGUCAACGACAGCCUCACCACCAGCAUCGUCGGGCGCACCAAGUCCAUCCUGCAGGGCCUGGGCGGCCUCUUUGCCUUCGGUGAUGUGCUCAUGAGCGUGACGAACGUGGUGGGGCUGCUGGUGAACAGUGCGGGCAUCGGGUGGUACGCGGUCGAGAAGUACCUCGAGGCGCGGCGCCGUUCGCACCACAUGCUCUCCCCGGGGCAUGCCCGCGAUGGCAAGGCCACCAUCACCCGCGACGGCUCCCAGCUGUCAUUGGUGUUCAACGAGGUGAAGACAGAAGAUGCCGGCCAACCAGACCCGCGCAACGGCUCUGUGUGA